UUAAAAUUGGGUGGUUUUCAUGAUUCUAAUUUAUAAUUUCUGUCCUCUAAAAAUUUGAUUCUUAUUUGCUUAUUAAUAUCUCCCAAUAUUUGGCCUCCAAGUGCAGCCAGCAAGUGAUGCGCUUUUGUUCUUUCCUCACAAAGUUUCACUCGAAGAGCUCUUCGCAAAUAGGUGGUUUUAGGGAUUCAUGUGCUUUUUGUAAGUUGAACUGCUAGGGGCUAAGGAUUUGAUAAAGAAAGUAUGCACACCGAUAGCAAUUCCGGUGUCCCGGGAACACCUUCAGGACGGAUACGUCGUCGCAGAGGAUCAAAUGAGGUUCCUCCAGAAGUUGUCAAAGCAAAUGGAAACCAUUUGCUUGUUAAUGAUCGGUCGAAGUACAAAUCAAUGCUUAUCCGUGCAUAUUCAUCCGUGUGGAUGAUUGGAGGCUUUGCUUUCAUUAUUUACAUGGGUCAUCUUUAUAUUUGGGCCAUGGUUGUUGUCAUCCAAAUCUUUAUGGCAAAAGAGCUGUUCAAUCUACUUAGAAGAGCACAUGAAGACCGGCAUCUUCCUGGUUUCAGGCUAUUGAAUUGGCACUUUUUCUUCACAGCAAUGCUAUUCGUAUAUGGCCGCAUGCUAAGCCAAAGACUUGUCAACACGGUUACUUUAGACAAAUUCCUAUACAAGCUUGUCGGUAGAUUUGUUAAGUAUCACAUGGUCACGUGUUAUUUCUUCUAUAUCGCAGGUUUCAUGUGGUUCAUUCUAACACUGAAGAAGAAGAUGUACAAGUAUCAAUUUAGCCAAUACGCAUGGACACAUAUGAUUCUAAUCGUGGUGUUCACACAAUCGGCUUUCACUGUUGCCAAUAUUUUUGAGGGAAUUUUCUGGUUCCUGCUUCCAGCUUCACUCAUCGUGAUCAAUGAUAUAGCUGCCUAUUUUUUCGGAUUCUUCUUUGGACGAACUCCUUUGAUCAAAUUGUCCCCUAAGAAAACUUGGGAAGGCUUCAUUGGAGCAUCUAUUACAACCAUUAUCUCUGCCUUUCUGCUUGCGAAUAUGUUUGGUCAUUUUCAGUGGCUGACAUGCCCUAGAAAGGACCUAUCAACUGGUUGGCUUGAUUGUGACCCUGGCCCACUGUUUAAACCAGAAUAUUUUACUUUGCCAGAAUGGUUUCCUGCAUGGUUUCUUUCUAGAGAGAUUGCUGUUUUACCUGUACAAUGGCAUGCUUUAUUGCUUGGCUUGUUUGCUUCUAUUAUAGCUCCUUUUGGAGGUUUUUUUGCUAGUGGCUUUAAGAGAGCCUUCAAGAUCAAGGAUUUUGGUGAUAGUAUACCUGGACAUGGCGGUAUGACAGAUAGAAUGGAUUGUCAGAUGGUGAUGGCUGUUUUUGCAUAUAUCUAUCAUCAGUCCUUUAUUGUGCCACAGAAUUUGUCUAUUGAGAUGAUCUUGGAUCAGAUAAUACUGAACCUUACAUUCGAGGAGCAGCUAGCUGUGUACAAGAAACUUGGGCAGAUCAUCCAGGAGAGGACGUUUGGAGAAUCUUGAGUGUGAUUAAUGUAGCCUUCAGAUAAGAUUCUCUUAUAUAUGUUCUCUCCUUUUGUUUUUCCCUCGGAACUUAGCAUUUCCCUCUGGCCUCGACUUCACUAGUUGUACAGUGCUUCUCCCUCUUCCUUUUUCGUUUAGAUUUUCUGAUAAUUCAGUGAAUCUCUACCUUCUCCAAAUAAUAGGCCACGAUGAAGCAUCAUUUGUCAAAAUUCUUGUGCCCAUUGGUUAAGCAAGUUGAUCCGUACCUAAUUGGUCUGAUUUCAGUGAGGUCUGACAAGGCUAAACUUGCCGGUUGAAGAGAGCACUGAAUUAUUCUAAAGGGGAAGUGACAUUUUAAGUCUUCUGUUGAGAUGUUUUAAAUAUAGCUUUGACAGGAGAAAGACGAUGCAUGUUAGACACAGAGUUUGUAGUCCUGGUAAAAUUUCCCUGAUUUCUGGCGAGAGUUUGGUGUAAUUGGCAGAAUUUACAUGGUGUCAGCGUGUAUUUGAUAUUUGCUUGUGGAAUUGCUACUAAUUUAUGUAUAACAGUUGCACAUUUCUCAAGCUGGACUUUGUUCCAUGUGUUGUAAGCAGUGUGUUCUUGAUAUUAUCUUUGCAUUGCAUAACCAGUGCACUGUUCAGUUUUCUUGUAUCAAACUCUUGCGUAAUUUAUGUUGUCUAAUUAAAAUCUAAUGAGUAUUGCUUGUGA
Molecule: messenger RNA, 2202 nt
Organism: Solanum lycopersicum (tomato)
Lineage: Eukaryota; Viridiplantae; Streptophyta; Magnoliopsida; Solanales; Solanaceae
Product: phosphatidate cytidylyltransferase 1
Cellular component (GO): endoplasmic reticulum membrane
Molecular function (GO): phosphatidate cytidylyltransferase activity
Source: RefSeq, a predicted model, not a curated record